GCAGGCACUUGGACUUCGUAAAGAACAGCCCAUGUAUGUUUGAGUAAUACUCCUUCCCAGAUCUCUCUCAGGUGUCCUGGUCGUUGACCAUUCGUUCCCUUGGAUCUUUUCAACGUGCCUUGCGCAGCGCUUGAACGUCGUGAAGGGGAAAGGCUCGGAAACAGAGCAAAGAUGUACGGAUUCGAGCAGCCAGGCUUUCCUGGAAUUGGCGCCGGGCCGGUCAAUCAGAUGCCGCAGUCACCCUACGGCCACCCAUCGCAUGUCCAGUCUCCUCAACGAACGUCACAGCAGUCAAGAGGGAGCUCCAAUCGUGAGAGGCGCAAGUCCCUGAAGUGUCUUGCGGAGAAGUGCAUGAAGCGACUCAAGUACGCCCACUUCAAGGUCGAGCACGGCUGGGCCAAACACUCGCUGCCAGAAGUCGAAAACCUGUACUUCCGACAGCAAGGUCAGGCAGCAGGUCCCAGCUCCAGCCCAGCCGACAGGGCAGGCCCCCAUCAGUCACGACAUUCCAGUAUCAAGUAUGCAUCACGUCAGAGCCCCAGCACCCUCGUUUCCCGCACGGCGAAAUCAGAAAUCAAGAACAGAAGGUUAGCUGGGCACAUAUACACCAAAGGCUACAACAUGUCCGCAGGAGACGUCUUUGGAAGUUAUGGCUACGCCCCACCGACAGGAGCAAGCACCCUAGGCGGAGCGGGUAAUCUGCCAUUAUCACCGCCUAGGACAGACGGCGGAGGAUCGCCGAACGACAGGUUCAACACGAGUGGCAGCGGUGGUGCAGGCGGUAGUGUGGGUGGCGCCAAGGAUGUAUCACCCCAUAUGUCUCGUAGCGGAUCCGGGUUGACCACCUCGAGUGCCAAUCUGUCUGUCUCACGAGCGCAUGCGUCCGCCGCGGGCACAUACGCCGACUUUUGGGCGAAGCUGGGCCAGGCAAGCGCAACU
Molecule: messenger RNA, 939 nt
Organism: Tilletiaria anomala UBC 951
Lineage: Eukaryota; Fungi; Basidiomycota; Exobasidiomycetes; Georgefischeriales; Tilletiariaceae
Exons: 4
Cellular component (GO): cytoplasm; SBF transcription complex
Molecular function (GO): transcription coregulator activity
Source: RefSeq, a predicted model, not a curated record